AUGGAAAGCCCAUCUCCUCUUGGUCGUGCCUUCGACGUCCCGGUAAGCUGUUUGAAUUGGAAAAAUUUUUAUCUCAACGCGCAUCGUCCCGCGCCAAAUCCCUUCAUUUUUUUUUUCACCGGCUUUCGUUCUGAUCUGUGGUUGCUUUUUCAGCCAUUGAAAAAUAAAUUUUAAAAAAAUUUAUGCUGUUUUUUUGCAUGAAAAAAAUGCCUCUCAGUCUCAUUUGAAAUAUUUCGACGUGUCUGUUGAAUUUCUUUUUCAGACAGUAAUUAUUUUUAUUGUUUCAGACUUUUUUUUAAAGUGAUAUUUCACAUUUCGAUGAAGGUUUCAUUGAUUUUUUUGUUUUUUUCAUGGUAUUCGCAUGCCUACGGUAACCGUUAUCAAUUUAAUUGUUUCCUCGUUUUGAUUUUUGCUUUUUUUCUUGUUUUCGUUCUUCUUUCUCAUUCUUCCUUGUUUGUUCUUUUUUCUAAUAUUACCUGAACAUCUUAUUUGUAUGGUAUUGGGUGGAACGUAAAAACAAGAAAAAAAAACCAGAAAUCGAAAACAUGGAAACAGUUUCAUCGGUAACUUCGCCAUCAGUUCGUUCCCAAACAUGAAGAAAAAUCAUUGAAUAGCUUUUGGAAACGACUUGUUUCUUCAUUUUCCUUAUUUAUUAUUCCACUUUCUUUUUCCUGUAUCGACUAGCUCAUGUAUACAAAAGGCGUUACACAUUCAAUUGCACUUUUUUUUAUUUUCUUUCAUCUUGUCAAACGGCUGUGUCAUGAAUCAAACAAAUUGUCGUUUUUUGCCUUCCAAUCAAAAUAAGUCCUUCAAAUGUUUCUAUACUAUAUCCCUCCAAUUCGGAUGAUCAAAUUUUUUACAAAUUCGUCUAGAGGAAGAAUAAGAUAAUAAUCUCACGAGAAUUUCCCCAACCUGGCCGUUCUUAGAAGGUCCUAACGUCUGUGUCUUCUUUUUUUUUCUCAUCUUUCCCUCGUCUUUCUCAAACUUUCUAAUAUUUUUGUUUCCAGUCCGAAUUACCCGUUUUGCAUACUAUUUAUUAAUUUUUUGGUGCAUCUAAAGUUGACGAAUCAGGAAUGGACACUUCGGAAAUUCAGCAAUAUGUUAUCAGAGUAAUGGAAUAUGUCAAAGAGGUGAGGUUUUCGCGAGUAAACUGCAAAACUCACAUAAGUUAAUGAGUCUUGCGCGUUUUGAUUACAAUCUGAAACAAGUUAGGAAAUCUUGUUCAAAUAGUCAUCUCAGCUAGCAAUGAAUGUGUAUUGUGUCCAAGCUGGCGACUUGAGGCACGGACGAUGUCGCCGGACGAGAUCGCGUGGCCUCUGCGACUGCUGCUCAUUCUUCUCGGCUACGCGACUGUCGUCGUCCCAGCCGCCUUCGUAGUGGUUUAUAUCCGCCGUAAUUCCGAUUGUUUGUUUGUUCUGAUCAUCUCCCUUCAAUCGUUCGUUUCAAGACUUUGAAAAUCGGAGUAAAAGUCUAUGGGCAAGAUGGUUGCGUCUUUUUGCUGUCGGUAAUCCAGGAUACGAGUUGUUGGUGGAGGAAAACACGCAAAAGUUUGUUCUUUCUCAGCUCAAACCGACCCUUUUUUCUAUUUCAGGAGGAAAGAAGACCGCCUUGAGAACAAAUUUUGGCAUGAUCUAUUCCUACUUCUGUUUUUCUUCAGUGGUAUACAGGUAUAUACAGUCUUUUUGAGAUUGUAUCACAAAAUUUCGUCGAAAAGAGCUUUUAUUCAUUUUCGCAUCACUAUCCAACUCAUGUUGGAAUUAGAAGAAACAAAUUCUUGAUAUACGAUUUUUGAGAAGCUGUCGCUGUUGGCUUUCAAUGGAGUUUUCUUGUUUUGCAGAAUAAUGUUUUUUUUUCUCCAGACAACCCUCGUGAUGAUGGGAUUUCUGCAGGAGCGCAUAAUCACUCUGGGAUAUCCCUUGCAAAGUGAUCCUGACAAGGUUCUUUUCGAUUUGUAUACUUUUUCAGACAAAUUUGAAGGUGGAUAAAUUCGGAGACGCACAGUUUCUGAUUUUCUGCAAUAGACUCGUAGCCUUGGUGUUCAGCGUUUUUGUUUUAUCAAUCAACUGGAAGAGGCAAGUUUUUUUAAUCUUCACAAGUGUUUCAAAUGCACUAUCUGUAUUGAGUUGAGAGAGCAUGCUCAAUGAACAUUCAGUUUUUUACGUAUUGGAAAACAAAAGAAAUAUUUCUAUUUUCCAGACAACCGCCUCAUGUUCCUCCAUUGUAUGUCCAUUCCUAUACUUCGUUUUCGAACACUUUGUCUUCUUGGUGUCAAUAUGAAGCUCUCAAAUAUGUCUCCUUCCCUACUCAGGUCAAUUUUAAACACAAUAACGGAAAGAAGGAACCGAAUAGAUUGUAAGUAGUAAAAAAAAACUUCUAGAGAAAGGACUUCGGGAAUUUUUUUGCAGUUCAGAACUUUUACUCUCAUUUAAAAAAGUUUGCUUCAGACCAUUUGCAAAGCGUCGAAAGUAGUCGUGACAAUGUUGAUGGGACGGGUAGUGCGCGGUCAAAAGUGAGCGGAAUCUCUGGAAUUUGAAAUAAAGAGUAAUUGACAGAUACUCUUGGUUUGAAUACGGCUGCGGGACGAUGAUCGCCUGCGGAGCGAGUCUUUUUCUGCUCUCCUCCAGCAGCCAUUCUUCCGCCAUGAUCAGCACCUCGGUGAGUCCGAACUGCUCGCCACUAGAGCAAAGGAACUACUUUUUAAUUUUCUUUUUUCUUGCCGAUUUGAAAAAAACACUGAAAAUUCGUUUUUUGACAACUUGGACUAUCUUUUUUUGUGAAAAUGCGCUUCUGGUAUAGAAAAAGUUUUAACAUAUUUUGUAGUCUCUAUAUAUUUUAUUCUAUCAAAAUUCUUGAAUUUUGACUCUUUUUUAAGAAAGUGGGAAUCGUAUGGGCCGUCCGAGUUCCAUGUCUUUAUUUUUUUAGAAAAACUUUUUAGACAUUGUUUGUGUAAUAUUGAGUUUUAGUUCUCGGGGUUGCUGCUGAUGAUUGGAUACCUUCUGUUCGAUGCGUUCACACUGAACUGGCAGAAGGCUUUGUUCGACACGCGGCCCAGAGUUUCCAAGUAUCAAGUUUGUCAGGAAUGAGGAAUGGACAGGUCCAAACAUUGACUUGAGAUGAUGUUCGGAGUGAACGCCUUCUCUGGCAUCCUGUGUCUGGUGUCUCUCGUUGAACAGAAGACUCUCUGGUCCUCCUUGGCCUUUGUCAGUCUUCACCUCGGAGUCGCUCAGGAUAUCUUCUUGCUGAGUUUUGCGGGAGCUGCUGGUCAGGCGAGUCAGCUUUAUCUACUUGUACCGAAUCCCAGAUAGCGACCAUACAAUUAUCAGAAUCUGAAAAUGUAGAAAAAAAUUCAUCAUGACUAGCUGAGUUUGACUGACAGAAAAUAUUUUGAUUCAAAUAAUUUUAAAUUUUCUACAGUUUUCUUUUUCUGAGCCUUAUGGGUUAUGUCUAUGGUUAUGAAACACUUCAACAAGUUUUUAUGAGGAGAAUAGUUUUCAAAACUUUUUCACUUCAGCUGUUCAUCUAUGCGACGAUUGAAAAGUUUGGCCCGAUCGUUUUCGCUGUAAUUAUGACGAUUCGACAAGUUUGUUCACAUCGAAUAAUACAAAAUAUCCGUUCGAAAUCUUUGCAGAUGUUGUCUAUAAUGCUGUCGGCGAUCUACUACAAACACGAAAUGUCUGUUGUUGCACUACUCGGGUUCAUUAUCGUCUUCGCUUCUAUUUUCGUGGACAUUCAAAAAAAAUAUUUCGAUAAGCGCAUUUCUAAGUAG
Molecule: messenger RNA, 3766 nt
Organism: Caenorhabditis auriculariae
Lineage: Eukaryota; Metazoa; Nematoda; Chromadorea; Rhabditida; Rhabditidae
Source: the annotation of a GenBank genome assembly